This is a messenger RNA of Funneliformis geosporum, 1353 nucleotides long. The record is from the annotation of a GenBank genome assembly. Lineage: Eukaryota; Fungi; Glomeromycota; Glomeromycetes; Glomerales; Glomeraceae.
AUGUCGAAUCAAGUACAACAAAAGGAAAAUCAUGAAAAUUUAUUCCAAGAAAUUGGCCAAGUGGUUGAUGAUGAUGAUGCUAAACCAACUGAAAUUGAAAGUUAUUGUGUCAAUUGCAGUGAAAACGGAAUUACAAAAUUAUUAUUAACAAGGAUUCCUCAUUGGAGAGAUAUUGUGAUUAUGAGCUUCAAUUGCGAGCAUUGCGGGUUCAAUAACAAUGAAGUGCAAUUUGCCGGCGCAAUAUCAGAAAAAGGAUGUACUUGCACAUUUACCAUUAAUAAUAAACAAGAUUUAAAUCGUCAAUUAGUUAAAUCUGAAACAGCAUCAAUAAAACUUGAUGAGAUCGACCUGGAAAUUCCUGCUACAGCAAAAAGAGGAUGUCUUACUACUAUAGAAGGAGUAAUUUCAAGUAUAAUUGAAGAUUUAUCAGCAGAACAACCUAAUAGAAAACAUCAAGACGUGGUAACUUAUGAAAAAAUUGAAAUUAUAAUACAAAAAUUGUCGGGAUAUUUGGAGAAUAAAGAACCCUUUACCAUUACGGUUGAUGAUCCAGCCGGUAAUAGUUAUAUUGAAAAUUUGUGUGCUCCGAAUCCGGAUUCAAAACUUCAUAUUAGACAUUACGUUAGAACACGUGAUAUGGAGAUUUCGUUAGGACUGAAUGUUCCUGAUGAACAAAAAGACGAUCUAGAGAAAUCGAAUUCUAGUAGCGAUGAUGAUGACCUUCCAGAGGUCAUGAAAUUUCCAGCAAAUUGUUCUCAUUGCAAUGUACCAUGUGAUACUAAGAUGCAAAUUAUAAAUAUUCCUCAUUUCAAAGAGGUUGUCAUAAUGGCAACAACUUGUGACGCAUGUGGAUACAAAUCAAAUGAAGUUAAAUCAAGUGGAGGUAUAUCACCACUUGGCAAAAAAAUUUCAUUAAAGAUUGAAGAUUUAGAAGAUAUGUCAAGAGAUGUAUUAAAGAGCGAAACAUGUAGUUUAAGCAUACCUGAAGUAGAAUUAGAAUUGAUGGGUGGUACACUGGGAGGUCGAUUUACAACCGUUGAAGGGUUAUUAAGACAAAUUCAUGAUGAAUUAAAAGAUAAAAGUCCUUUUAGCGUUGGAGAUAGUAUACAAGAUGAACGUAAAUUUGCUUUUCAAAAAUUUAUUGAUAAAUUAAAUAAGGUUAUGAGUGGUGAGGCAUUACCCAUCACUUUAAUACUUGAUGAUCCUCUUGGUAAUAGUUAUUUACAAAAUCCUUAUGCUCCAGAUUCCGAUCCUAAUAUGAUCAUUGAACAAUAUGAGAGAACUUGGGAACAGAAUGAAUUUCUUGGAUUAAAUGAUAUGGUUUUAGAAAAUUAUGGUGACUCAAACAAUUAA